Messenger RNA from Aspergillus puulaauensis, 741 nucleotides. Its product is annotated as EXPERA domain-containing protein. Bases 1 to 741 code for a protein of 246 amino acids. The transcript has a single exon. Gene Ontology annotation, cellular component: membrane; endoplasmic reticulum. Gene Ontology annotation, biological process: sterol metabolic process. NCBI's taxonomy places the organism in Eukaryota, Fungi, Ascomycota, Eurotiomycetes, Eurotiales, Aspergillaceae. Gene Ontology annotation, molecular function: cholestenol delta-isomerase activity. The record is from RefSeq and is a predicted model, not a curated record.
AUGUCCACCACGGCAGCUCCAUUCGAGCUCGACACACCGACAAUCCUCUGCAUCGCGUUUGCGCUCUCCUUUAUGCCAAUCGCCUACGUCCUCGGCGUCUCCCUCAUCCCAUCUACCCAGACGCGCAACCGCAUCCUCUUUUUCUGGCACGCCUACGACGCCCUCACCCACCUUUUCAUCGAGGGCUCCUUCCUCUACGAAUGCUUCACUAGCUACGCGACCCUCCCGCCGGGUUUCACCACCGAGCCCGCCUUCCUGGGGUUCAAGGACCGCGUGUACGGCGCUGCGUAUGGCGGCUCAAGCCCCAGCGCGCGUCUAUGGCAGGAAUACGCAAAGGCCGAUCACCGCUGGGCGACUGCGGAUGCUAGUGUCAUCUCGCUGGAGCUAUUGACCGUGUUACUUGGUGGACCGGCCGCAGUCUACGUUUGUUAUUUGCUCUGGAACUCUACCCGCGAUGCGACGAGUGAAGAGAAGGGCUCUGCGAAGGGGAAGCUUUGGCUUGUUGCUACUGCCUUGGCGACGGCGGAGCUGUAUGGCGGGUUUAUGACGUUUGCGCCGGAGUGGUUGACUGGAAGCGCGCAGCUGGAGACUGGAAAUGCGGUUUAUCUUUGGUUUUAUCUGGUUUUCUUUAACACUCUUUGGGUCUGGAUCCCGCUUUGGGUGCUUUGGGAGGCCGGCAAGGAGGUGACAAAUGCGUUUGUGGCCGCGGAAGCGGUUGGUGAGAAGCGGAAGACGAAGUGA